Molecule: messenger RNA, 892 nt
Organism: Dimorphilus gyrociliatus
Lineage: Eukaryota; Metazoa; Annelida; Polychaeta; Dinophilidae
Source: the annotation of a GenBank genome assembly
AUCGAAACUUCCUGUUUUAAAGCUUCAUAUUAUCGUUUAGUUGUACCGUGAGUUUUUUGUUAUUUUUGAUACUAAUAAAUAGUUUAUGAAUAAUCCCAGUUUAUACCUAUUGAAGUAAACCUAGGUAAACUAAAUAAAGUUAUUUUUAUAGAUAUAAGAUCAAGAUUCUAAGUAAACGGAGUCCAAUUGAUCAAUUCGUUACCUAUUCGUUUGCGGUGCGUUCUUUAUGCUAACUUGAUAUAUGUGUUUCAGCUAUUGUAAUACAAUGGGGUACACAAGAGUUAUUCAAGUCGCAAAUCUGUCUCCCUCCGUGACAAGAGAGCAUAUGCGCAAUUUGUUUUAUCCAAUUGGUCGAAUAUCUGACAUGAAGCUAUUUCCGGAGCGGGAUAAUCCUGUUAUACCGGUUGCAACAAAAAUUUUGUUUAUAAAGUUCGAUAGUUCUGAAACAGUUUCAGUUGCAUUACAUUUAAACAAUACUGUAUUUCUUGAUCGAAUGAUAGAUGUGAGGGCUUAUGAACCAGGUAAAAUUCCCGAUGAAACAACAGCUUUACAGGCUGCAAAUGCUCUUAUGAUGAGCCAUCAGGCUACAAUGUCUCAUUUACCUAUGAGAGAGGAUGAAGUAAUGAAGACCAUUAUCAAUCCUAAUCAAAAAAAGAGAGAGGAUCAGAUAGCAAGAACAGUUGUAGCUUCUAAUUUGCCUGAUGUAAGUAUUGAUCAAGUUAUGAACUUUUUCUCCCAAGCGGGAGAUGUCAAGUUUUUGAGAGCUGCUACUGGAAUAGAUGAAAAUGGAAUAGAAGUUCGAGGGGCUUUUAUUGAAUACGCUGCUCUGAAUUCCGUUUCCGUUGCACUAAGCUUGAAUUCAGCAUUUUUUGAGAAAGAAACGAUUAUGUAA